UGGAGAAGGGAGGAGGCAGAGCGCAGCGUGGAGAGGCUGGGCAGAGCUGAACCUGCUCAUGCUACAGAGCGGCAGUGCAGUCAUGGCAGUGGUUGAGAUAAGGUGCAGCAAGCGCCCCGUCGCCUAUCUUGGUCGCUGAACACUCUCCUCUUCUCCACACAAGCGUCACUAACAAAUCUGUGAGGCCUUGUAUGAAAUAAAACAUAAUAAAAUCAGCCUUGUGCAUCGUAAGACACACACGUUGCCCAACACACAGUAAACAAACUCCGUCGCCAACCGAUAGCUAACAAAAGCAUCGAGACUUGUGCUGCCCUGCCAAGGCGGCGCACGCUGCACUAUUUGCUACAGCCAGUGAGAGGAAGACAAGACGCCGCCGACGGCCACCAUCACCACCAGCUUACAACAACAACAGCAACAAUGGGACCCCCACAUACACCUUGACUGUCUUUUGGCAGGAGGAAGACCACCACGAGGGCGCAAACUACAGUAUUGACCUUCCACCACAAUCUUAUCCUGCCUUGAAGAACGACGAUGGCGCCACAAAACACGUCACUGGAGGCUGGCGACGAGGGGGUGGUAGGCGGCGUGCUAGCGGAGGUCAGCCUGGGCAGUGACAUCACCUCCACCACACCCCCCUUCCCAGCCCCCUUGCUGCCCACGCCCACCCUCACCAACAUGCGGCACCCAACGCCCUCCAAAGAAGACUUCAACACCGCUCUCAUUGUUGCGAAUGGAGGAGGCAGAGGCCCUGCAUGCCGGUGCGGCGCCCGCAGCCCUGAUGUGGACGGCGGGUGGGCGUGGGUGGUGCUGGGGGCUGCCUUCCUGCAGUUCUUCAUUACCUCAGCCCUGUACUACUCCUUCAGUGUGUUCUUCGUGGAGCUGGUGGCGGCGUUCCAGCAGUCCCGCAGCCUCACAGGCUGGGUGUAUGCCACCAACUCGGCAGUCUUUAUGUGCAGUGGACCGCUCGGGGGAUGGUUCCUCUCUCGCUGUGGGACGCGUGCCACGCUCAACGUGGGCGCAGUGUUGGCGGCAGUGGGCUAUCUGGGAUCCGCUCUCUCUCCAAGCCUCAUCUAUAUCUUCUUUUUUUACGGUGUGGUGAAUGGAGUGGGCACCAGCUUUACCUUCUCCGGUUGGGUUGUGGGCCUCGCCAGGUUCUGGGAGAGGCGGCACGCCCUGGCAAUGGGCGUGGCCAUGGCAGGGUCUGGCUGCGGUGUGCUGUUACUAGGACCACAGAUACAGGUGAUAGUGGUUCACUUUGGGUGGCGCGGCGCCAUGAUCCUAUGCGCUGGUCUCUACCUUCAGUUAUGUGUUCUCGCCACCCUCUAUUCCGUCCCCAGGGCGCCUUCGCCCUGCCGCGUCCUCUUCCACUGCGGUGAAGAGAAAUCAGAAUCUCAGGAAGAAGUGAAGAGAGCAGGGGAAACGAAGACGAGGAUAAGCACAGACGCAGAGUUGAAGGCACAGCACAACACGAAGAAGGUACUGUGGUCGUCGGGCUUCUGCCUGCUGGCAGCGUCUUGCUUCCUGACCGUCAUGGCGAUUACCACGGUGUUCGCGGUGCUCAGGGACUGGGCAGAGCUGGAGGGGCUCGGGGCUGCCUUUUCUUCAGCACUGGCGGGAAGCGGCGGCGGAGACCUGCUAGGUCGCGUGCUGGCGGGCCUGCUGGUGGGUCAGGGCUGUUCGCCGCUCCUGCUGCUAGGUGUUGUUCAACUCUUGCUUGCCGUCACCAUUGGGUUUGCCGCCGCUGCCUCCAUCUCCACCCAGCUUAUUGCCGCAAUGGUGGGCUUUGGCGUAGCCUGCGGCUUGCACUCCGUUAUCAGCGCCCUCAUGCCCUCACAUUUCACGUCCGGGGAGGGCGUUGGACACGUGCUGGGUUGUCUCCUCUUCGUGACAGGCAUAGGGGCGCUAGUGGGACCUCCCGUUACCGGAGCAAUAGUAGACUUGUGUCAUUCCUAUGGCAGCGCCAUGGUGUUGUGCAUCACCGCGCCUGCGCUCGCCUCCAUUCUCAAUUUGGCAGCUUACUUCUGUCACCGCCGUCAGCAUACACAGACGCGCCCCGGUGUCACGAAACAAAUUGUGGCAAGAAGUAAUGUUUAGAUAGGUCUCGUUCGCAUUCUCCAUACCAUAUCGGAAAUCAAUUGUACCAAUACAAACGUAGUGCUGAUUGACCCAGUGAGACGUUGAAAGGAAAUUGAAAUAAUUUUGGAAAAUUUGUAUGCGGUCAUUAUUUGCAUCACAUCGUGCGACCAUAAGAAAUAUUCCGUAGAGAAUGGAGUCCCGCCAAAGGAAUGUACGCUAGAGUACAUAUAAAGACGUAAAAGUGUGGGUUAAAUCUCCUAUGUUUAUUUACCUAGUUGUAGUUUUACAGGGCCGGGGCUUUAUGCUCGUGUGGCCCCGUCUCCAUAUCUACACAUCCAAUUUUUCUUUAAAACUAUGCACACUCUUUGCUGACACC
Portunus trituberculatus (swimming crab) is the source of this 2452-nucleotide messenger RNA. RefSeq names its product monocarboxylate transporter 13-like. Gene Ontology annotation, biological process: monocarboxylic acid transport; transmembrane transport. Bases 532 to 2094 code for a protein of 520 amino acids. The transcript is spliced from 6 exons. The record is from RefSeq and is a predicted model, not a curated record. Lineage: Eukaryota; Metazoa; Arthropoda; Malacostraca; Decapoda; Portunidae. Gene Ontology annotation, molecular function: monocarboxylic acid transmembrane transporter activity.